Microthlaspi erraticum is the source of this 2361-nucleotide messenger RNA. Lineage: Eukaryota; Viridiplantae; Streptophyta; Magnoliopsida; Brassicales; Brassicaceae. The record is from the annotation of a GenBank genome assembly.
AUGCAGCUGGCCAAGUUCUUCUCUCACCGUUUGGAGUCUUACAAGGAGCUCACUUGUGAGUUUUUGGCUUCGCUGAGAUACCAUGAGUACGACGAGCUCCAAAGAGUUUGGGCCACAAUAGCUGAAGGGAAUUACUCUUCUCCAAGGUCCAAGGCUGCUCUGAUCAGGAGCCCAGUGCUGAGGUACGUGCACAAGGCACUAGCCAACACCUUCUUCGCAAGGAAAGCCACAGGAACGAUCAAUGAAGGAGAGGUUAAGCUCCUUACCAUGGGGAUUAAACCCAUCAUCUCACGCACAAGUGAUGGGACGAGGAUCAGAGGUGAUAGAGCACACUCAGGGAAUCUCAUACCUUUGCUAGAUCAGCUCCUGUCCUACAGCACAACAGCCUACAACACUCGCCAUCAAAAGGGAAGAAGGCUAAGUGUUGGAGGGAUCAUCACACCCAUCCUCUGUGCAGCUGGGGUACAGUUAAACAAGAAGAAGGCAACUCCAGCUGGAUGGAUGGACAUCAAGUUCUGCAAGACCAACCUCCUCAUUGAGCACAAGGAAUUGGAUGGAAAAUACCAAUUUAAGUUCACCCAUCCUUUGGCUGGCCCCUCCAAGCUUCUUCUGCCCAACCCCGAGCUCACCACGGUUCUAGGAGGUACAAACAUUGACUUCAGGCACCCUGUGUACACUUUGAUUGGGCAUGAAGCGGAUUUGCAAGAAGAAGAGCCCGAGCUCGAUCGAGCUGAGGAUCGAGCUGAGAUUCAAGCUGAAGAUCGAGUCCAGGAGAGUGCAGAUUUGGGUGAGCCUGAGUGCUAUUAUUUUGAGGAGUAUGAGGCUCCAAGGAUGAACCCCUAUGUUUUGGCUGCUAACAAGAGGAUUGGACUUCUCCAAAAGUUCAACAAAUGGCAAGGGAAAGCCAUUGAGAAGAUGGAAAAGUCCAUGGACAAGAUGGUGAGCAAGAUCAAAAGCUUGGAGAGGAAAGUUUCUGGUUCUUCAAGCAAGAAGAAGAAGGGACCCAUGGCCCCCACUUUCCCUAGGAGUAGGUCACUCCUCACCACUCAAAGGAGGCUCUCCACGCAAGAGCCUCACAGAGCCUCUUCUUUCGAGCCAAGGGAAGGAGAAGACAACACGCAGAGAAGGAGGAAGACUUCCAAGGCCAGCUCCAGCUCGACCACCGGACUCGAUCGAGUCCUAACUCAACUCGAUCGAGCUGAGGGUCGAGUUGACCUGGAGGAGCCCCUGUUUGAGAACCCUGGAUUCGAGUACGAUCAAACGCAAAACCAGGACUUCUCCCAGACCAACUGGACCCCCUACAACAGCUUCCAGCAAGCACAGCUCCUCCAAGGCCAAGGAGCCACACCCACUUUGAAGAUGAAGAAGAAGAAGAGGAGGAGCCGCAAGCUCGACCGAGUGAGGCAAUCCCAGUUGCAUGGAGCGCUCCUGAUGGCCGUCUACCAUCUCCAGACCACGACUUUCCCAGUUCUUUGGGGGGCACUGAGGUACCCAAUGGCAAAGACAAAAGGAGGUGAAGCCAUGAAGAAGAAGAAAGAUCCAUAUAUGCUACCACCAAGGAAACAAAUCAAACUAGGGAGUAGUAGCUCCAAUGCAAGAGCAGCAAUACCAACAUCACCACAUUCCAUUGAUGCAAGUCAAGAACAUGUGGAGAGUCCAAGAAGAGAAGAAGAUUGGGCACUUGUAAGCUUUGUUGGAGGACAAAUCCAAGACCAAAGAGAUUGCAAGAAGGCAAUGGAGAAGGUGAACAUAGAACCUUGUGUGAAGAUGGACACCCCAACCCUUGAACUUCUCAAGAUAAGAGAUGAUGUCACAUGGUAUCUAAGGAAGCUUGGCUUGAGCAAGCUAUUCAAGAUAGAGUGCAGCGAGCACUCAAUGCUAACCAAGGAGUUCCUCUCCACAGUAGCUCUUGCCUUUCCCAACAACAAUGGAGACCAACCAGCUGGUGAUGAACUCCUAUUCUUCAAGAUAGGCGAUGCCAAUGGGCGCAAGCCAAUCCCUUUGGAUCUCCAUGCUCUUCAGCAAAUCCACUUCCUAAACCAUAUCCCAAGCCUACGCUCAGGUGUUGUCACUUUCCAGCCCAAGGAGGAAGACUUCUAUGUUCCAUCAAGUGAGAAACCAUCAUUCCCCAUCCUCACCUAUCCCACACUUCAGCGCACAGUCAAAGCUCAACGCCGCCACCAAGAACGCCAUGUUCUCACCACUGGCAUGGCCGUGAACCAAGCUCUAGACCGUGUGAGCAAGCUGGAGAAGAUCGUGGAGUGCCAAUCUCGUUUCAUCUCACGCCUAGUUGAUGCAAGCUGGGUUUGUCUUCAAGUUUUACCCACCUUAAGUACCUGCAAGUGCACAGCAACAAGGUAA